Capsicum annuum is the source of this 354-nucleotide messenger RNA. RefSeq lists its product as uncharacterized. Bases 1 to 354 code for a protein of 117 amino acids. The record is from RefSeq and is a predicted model, not a curated record. NCBI's taxonomy places the organism in Eukaryota, Viridiplantae, Streptophyta, Magnoliopsida, Solanales, Solanaceae. The transcript has a single exon.
AUGGAGGGUGAGCAAGUAUUGCUCAAAGUUUCACCCAUGAAGGGUGUUAUGCAUUUUGGGAAACGAGGGAAGCUCGUUCCUAGAUAUAUUAGGCUAUUUGAGAUUCUUCAUCAUGUGGGGCCGGUGGCCUAUAGAUUGGCUUUGCCUCUGAGUUUGUCGGGAGUUCACCCUGUGUUUCAUGUAUAUAUGCUAAAGAAGUUUCAUGAUGAUGGUAACUACUUAAUUCAUAGGGAUUCGAUCUUGUUAGAUGAAAACCUCUCUUAUGAAGAGGAACUUGUUCCUAUUCUUGAUAGAGACAUCCAUAAGUUGAGGACUAAGGAGAUUGUCUCUGUGAAGGUCCAAUGGAAGAAUUGA